GGAUACGGUACGGUACGGUACGGUCACGUUUGCGAUAGCAAUAUAUCUGCUUCGCAGAUACAAAAAUACUUGGUUAGCGUCACACUCUCACAAAUUUUCAGAGGCGGGCGGGCGGAUUUUUUUUAAAAUUUUUACUCGUUUUUUAAUUUUUUAAUAGUAUUUUUGGAGGGAAUGGGGGGCGUUUUUCCACCAUAUCGGUGAUAUUUUUUGUACUGAUGUUGCGAAGGCCGCCAUUUUGCUUUAAGAACCUUGUAUACCCAAGCCUACGCGCUCCUAUCGAUCAGUAUAUAGCGCGAAGGUCUGAGCAUGAGAAAAAGUUCAAAUAUUAAACUGUUUUAAGCUGUAAAACGAAGAGAUUUACAUAAAAAAAAAUUUAAAAAAAUUCAGAGGCGGCAGAAAAUCGAGAGGCGGGCGGUGACGCUAACCAAGUAUUUUUUUUUAUUUGGCCUAAUUUGCGAUUUUUAAGAAUUAUGUCUUCUUGUAAAGUCAUUUAUUUAAGGUAAGAUCAAAGCAUUAUCUGUGAUCCUUUUAGUUUACGAAGAAUUUUCAGAAGAUUUGACGAUUUGUUCUUCUAUUUAUGUGGGCUCGUGUUUGAUUUUAUAAACCUGACAGUGCAUAGUGGAAUCAUUGUGUUCAAGCUGUCGCUGAUCAAUAUAUUGAUCAGACACUUUGCGUGUUGGUCACGGUGGCCAAACAGGCAACUCAAAUAAAAUUUACAUCAAUUCUAAACAAACAAACGGAAACAAACAAGAGCCAUUCACAUUGUGUUCUAAACAAACGAGAGCCAUUGUGUUUAAAACAAACUAGAGCCAUUGUACGAAGGUAUCACCUGACUCAGAGUCUCAGAGCUACAGUAUAUAUAUAAAACUGCAAAUUUUACAGACCUCUAUUACUGCUGCUGAUAGAUAAGUUGCAGUGAUAUAUAUUGCAUUUGGUUAAAUGGGGGUAACAAUUGAGCAGUAUCGUGCCUGAAUUGGUGCACAUUUUAAUAGUUAUAGUGUGAGAAGCAGUGAUCUAUCAGGCAUCAGACGUCCUUUUCUCGAUAAUAUAAAUAUGUUGAUACGAGCACCUGUAUAUGUGGAUAUAGACUCAGAGUAACACCACAAAUAUCAUAUUCACCUGAGUACACUACACCAACACAGAAAAAAAUAUUUGGUUUGUCCACACGGUUUGAGUGUUUGAAAAUUGACAUUUGAAAUGAAUGAGAUAUUAACUUUAAAACAAUCAUUGCAUUCACUGUUUUACUUGGCCAAACAAUCUAUUAAAAUUACAUGUCGGUAGUUAAACCUACUUGUUAUUAGAAUGGGUAAUAACCCAUCAGCUGCCAAUCACCUAGCCAAAUACCGUAAACAUCUGACUAUAAGCCCUGGGAUUAUAUACUUUUGUAAGCAAUUUUUGACGGGUUUAUACAAGGGGGGGGGGGCUUAUAUACGGGGGCUAAUACAUGGAUGAUUCUUUGUGUUAGUAUUAAACAAGUCAGGCAUAAGCAAGUCAGUCAUAAACAGAAAAAUAAACAUGUAUUAAUAAGGUGCUUUGAUUAACACAGUUGGCUAUAAAGACAAUGACCAUGUUUUUAAAUAUCAUUCUCUGCCCUACAGUCAUUUUUUAGUUGAAAAGCCACCUUAAGUAGGGGACUACAUGCAGUUCCAUGAGUAUGAGUAUUUCCGCACACCGGAAGGCGCAUGCAUGCUGUGGUGCGUAUGUCAACUAAAAAAUGACUGUAGGGGGUCCCUUUAAAAGACAAUGUCAAUGUUGAAUAACGUAGUGGGCUACUGGGCUUAUAUUCGGGGCACUUAUAUUUGGUGGUCUUAUAUUCGGGGGGCUAUAUUCAGGGGGCGAGGCUUAUAUUCGGCGGGGGGCAUAUAGUCGAAGGUUUACCAUGACGACCCGCACGCCUAUAAAUUGAAUUAUCUUGAAGGUGUUAGUUACCACAGCAUUAUUAGUCGAGGUGGUAAGAGUGGUGAUAUGUAUAAUAAAUUUAUAGUGAAAUAAUUUAUGCGUGCAUGAAAUUUAACCCCAUAGAUAUGAUGUAGCAAAUAACUAACUGAGCUAACAUACAAACCAGGUUGUCAUCGCCAAUUCAUAAUAAUGUUAGCAGACAAUGCCGCGCAAAGUUCAAAUUGCGCCAAAUGGUUUGAAAAAGAGUGCAUUCUGCUUGACAAUCGUGUGUAUGGAUUCAGGAUGGAGAUCAAGAUCGAACAAACUGGCAAUAUUUUGAUGGCUGCUUAUUAAAGAAUAAAGAUUAAAGAUUAAUGCGAAGUAUUUUCAAUCAGUAAGGUUAGGUAAUAGUCAAAAGGCUAUAGCCUAUAGGUAUUGCAGCACGCAUCAGUUAUUAUUUCUUUAGUAUACAGUAUGCUAGAUACCACGGCUUUCAAGCAGGGCUAUCACAACCGCGAGUUGAUUGUACUACAUUCGUUAUUUAAUAUACUCAUUUCUAUAUAUAUUUUGAUACAAGGUAGCUCAAGACAAAUAAUAUUUAUUUACAUAUAUAUACCGGGUGGCGCAAAAAAAGUUCAGGCGUUUGAUCUACCAUAGCGAAAAAACUAUAAGAGCUAUACUUCGCUCAAAUAAAUGUAGCUGUAUUCAUAAAAGGCUAACUUAAAUUUUGAUAGGUUAUACAUGAGAUAUCACGAAAUAUUGACUGAGAUGAGCGUUCAAAUUAAACUUGCGUAUAAGCAUUUUCAAAAGAAUCGAAAAUUAGUCUAAAAUGGCCCAUUGAACUAAAUUUGAUAUCAUUCUCAUUAGACAUUACGCUGGGCAUCGCCAGAUUAUUUCCCGGGCGAGCUAGUGAUGAGUAAACGCGGAGAUGAGCCGUACCCCUGGCUUUCAGAUUUGACAAUAUCCCGCAAUAUUUUUGUGGCUAUACCUAUAGAGCAUAGUUGAAAUAUCAAAUUUGGAGUAUGCCACAUCGACAGCGCUAGGUUUUGGAAUAAUAUCUAGAAUACUUUUAGUGAAAACUCUUGUGUGUCAGAAAGAUGUCCCAUCUUUUGCUGACAGGUUAUGAAGAUGUCCCAUCUUUUCUUAACCAGUGGAAGCUUAAAAGGAGUCUUAUAUUAUUCUUUACAUCAGGCUAAGUUAGAGUAAGGCGAUGCAGCUUGCGCUAUAGGUUUUGGAAUAAUAUCUAGAAUACUUUUAGUGAAAACUCUUGUGUCAGAAAGAUGUCGCAUCUUUUGCUGACAGGUUAUGAAGAUGUCCCAUCUUUUCUUAACCAGCGGAAGCUUAAAAGGAGUCUAUAAUAUUAUUCUUUACACCACGCUAAGUUAGAGUAAAACGGCGCAUGCAGCGAUAGCGCUAGGUUUUGGAAUAAUAUCCAGAAUACUUUUAGUGAAAACUCUUGUGUCAGAAAGAUGUCGCAUCUUUUGCUGACAGGUUAUGAAGAUGUCCCAUCUUUUCUUAACCAGUGGAAGCUUAAAAGGAGUCUUAUAUUAUUCUUUACAUCAGGCUAAGUUAGAGUAAGGCGAUGCAGCUUGCGCUAUAGGUUUUGAAAUAAUAUCUAGAAUACUUUUAGUGAAAACUCUUGUGUCAGAAAGAUGUCGCAUCUUUUGCUGACAGGUUAUGAAGAUGUCCCAUCUUUUCUUAACCAGCGGGAGCUUAAAAGGAGUCUAUAAUAUUAUUCUUUGCACCACGCUAAGUUAGAGUAAAGCGGCGCAUGCAGCGAUAGCGCUAGGUUUUGGUAUAAUAUCCAGAAUACUUUUAGUGAAAACUCUUGUGUCAGAAAGAUGUCGCAUCUUUUGCUGACAGGUUAUGAAGAUGUCCCAUCUUUUCUUAACCAGUGGAAGCUUAAAAGGAGUCUUAUAUUAUUCUUUACAUCAGGCUAAGUUAGAGUAAGGCGAUGCAGCUUGCGCUAUAGGUUUUGGAAUAAUAUCUAGAAUACUUUUAGUGAAAACUCUUGUGUCAGAAAGUUGUCCCAUCUUUUGCUGACAGGUUAUGGAGAUGUCCCAUCUUUUCUUAACCAGUGGAAGCUUAAAAGGAGUUUAUAAUAUUAUUCUUUACACCACGCUAAGUUAGAGUAAAGCGGCGCAUGCAGCGAUAGCGCUAGGUUUUGGAAUAAUAUCCAGAAUACUUUUAGUGAAAACUCUUGUGUCAGAAAGAUGUCGCAUCUUUUGCUGACAGGUUCUGAAGAUGUCCCAUCUUUUCUUAACCAGUGGAAGCUUAAAAGGAGUCUUAUAUUAUUCUUUACAUCAGGCUAAGUUACAGUAAGGCGAUGACAGCUUGCGCUAUAGGUUUUGGAAUAAUAUCUAGAAUACUUUUAGUGAAAACUCUUGUGUCAGAAAGAUGUCGCAUCUUUUGCUGACAGGUUAUGAAGAUGUCCCAUCUUUUCUUAACCAGUGGAAGCUUAAAAGGAGUCUUAUAUUAUUCUUUACAUCACGCUAAGUUAGAGUAAAACGGUGCAUGGCUGCAUGCAGCGAUAGCGCUAGGUUUGGGAAUAAUAUCUAGAAUACUUUUAGUGGAAACUCUUGUGUCAGAAAGAUGUCCCAUCUUUUGCUGAUAGGUUAUGAAGAUGUCCCAUCUUUUCUUAACCAGUGGAAGCUUAAAAGGAGUCUUAUAUUAUUCUUUGCCUCACAACGCAGGCGCGGGCGUAGAUUCCGUAGAUUAGCUAUAAGACAAUGGUGUCAAUGCAGCUAUUGUUUUUGGAAUAAUAUAUACAUUUGAUAUAUACGUUGGUGUAAACGUUUGUACCAGAUUCAUGUGCGCACUAGGGCCUAUAGGGAAAGGCGGUAUAAUUAUAUAACUUUAUAAGUCAGUUUCUUUAUUAUUAUGCACUAGUCAAUCGAAAGCCCGGCCCCCCGACCCCCGGGACUAAGCGGGGAUUUUAACAUUUCACGGUUGUUAAAAUCCCGGCUAAAAAAUCUUGUUCAAUUGUUAAAAUCCCCGGGUUACUGGGCCUAAACAUUUGGGUGUUUUUUUUUCAAAUUUCCGCAGUUUGAUAAAAAACCUAACAUUAAUAUUUCCAUUAAAACUCCGCCAAAGUUAUAGAGAAUAAUACAUGGGUGCGCGGAAAUACCAGAUUUAUUUCGAGUGUUGAACAUGAUAUCUCACGAGUGAGGGCAGCGAACGAGUGAGAUAUCAUGUUCAACACGAGAAAUAAAUCUGGUAUUUCCAAGCACCCAUGUAUUUUUCUGUUUAUUAUAUAAACAAAAUUCAGUGAAAAACAAUAAAACGUCCGUGGCAAUGCGUUUUACAACAAAUGAUAUUUUCACACGUAAAAAUAUCGUAUUUUUACGUGUGUUUAAAUACGAUUUUUCUCAGUGGCCAAAAACUGUAUAUAACACUUAUGUUUAUAUAAUAAAAUACUUUACCUGGUUCGUUCUUUAAAAAUUUCGUAUGCAUAUUAUAAAAUUAAUACAGGAGAAUGGUUCAAAUGAAGCCAAUGGUUGUCAGAUGCUUUGCUCCUUUGUAAAAUAAUACCGUUUUUAAUUAUUAAAGUACGCAUAAGCCAGGUCAUAUAUACCGGUAUGUUAAUAGGGUAAAAUAUAAAUUCACGGUAUAAACCAGGUAAUACAUCACUCAAAUCAUGCAAACAACAAGAGUAGCGCUUAAUAUCUUAAUAUAAUAAUUUCCCAAAUAAAUAUAUACAAAGUACAAACAAAUCUAAGACUAGUGCACACGAUCACUUUCCCGAGCGCUUUUCAAUUGCGUUAAAAAUGGCGUUAAAUCCCCGGCUAUGAUGCCCCGGCUAUUUAAGUCAGUGUUAAAACCCCGGGUAGCAAACAAGCGACGUUUGUUAAAAGCCUGUAUUUCCCCCGCAAAGUCCCGUUAAAACCCGGUAUAUCCCCGGGGGUGGGGGGGCCGGGACUUCGAUUGACUAGUGCAUUAGCCAUAGAAAACUUACGCCUUUGAAGCCGGACUUUUAGUAUACUGCCAAGAUCUAAAACGGCAAAUAUGUUCCGCGGUCUUGACAUGGAAUUAUUGUGCUAUUCUCUAAGAUACCAAGAACGUUUUGUUUUACAACACACAAGUCUUAAUAUUAUUACAUAUUAUACGCAGCCUUAUUACACAUUGUACGCUAUAUAGUAUAGCCUGGCCCUAGGUGACUUGUCAACAGUCAGCAUUGUGACUUAUUUGUACACUUUUAUUUUAAUGCAUAACAGAAAAUUAACUUAUUACUUGCUUGGUUUCACACUGCGUCUAAGCAACUGAACCUGGAUUGAUGACAUCUUAUAGCCGUAAUUAAUAAUGCGAUUAGCGUUGCUCGCUUCCUGAAGUUGCAAACUCAGUUUGCAGAUCCCGCUGUUUUUCAAAACGUGCUGGUCGUCAUGGUAUAUAACUUUUUAUUGGUACAGUAUUGCAAGUUAUUUCAUUACAACUACUCAAAACCUCCUACAACCCAUCACUAUAUUAGUACUAUAUAUUCAAGACAAUUAACACAUUUGGUUGUGGAUUACCUGCAAUGCAUUGCAGCUGCCACAUGCUGCUGCCAUAUGAUUCGUCAUCAAAAUGCUGACGCCCAGGGCCGUGCCACCUUUGGGGGGGGGGGGUAACACCCCCAAAAAAGUAAAAAAAGGGGCCCAACUUGUGGGGAAGGGGGCCCUGGCAUGCUGGAAUUGCAAAAUUUUAAAAAAUGAAGGAUUUGUUCGCUAAAUUAUGGAAAUUUCAGGGAAAUGUUGUUUUGCGAAAGAUUUUGGGAACUUUUGUUUUUGAAAACAUAAUGUUGACCCCCCUCCCCCCCCCCGUCGCCAACAUUCUUCCUGGAAUGGAAGGGGGCCAAAUUUUGGAAUACGCACCCCCCCAAACCAGAAACCGGUUGGCACGGUCCUACCCAGUGCACAUGGAGGUCCACCAUUUUUAAUAUUAUCAGGGGGUGAAUGCUUCUCAGCGCACUGGCUAGCACCAUGGCGUCAUUUUGAUGACGAAUUACGGUCAUGUAACACUGACGUUGAGAUGCGAUUGGUAACCAGACCUCCAUGUCAAACAUAAGGUAAUCAAAGCACUAUUAAACUUUUUCGCAAGUUCACAACGCGAAUACACGUACGGCAGCAAUUUCACUAACUUUUUGUUAUACUAGUUUCACAAUUUUUCUUUAUCUUUUUCGUUCUUGAAAUAUUUUGGUUGCUUAUUAAAUAUGUAAAUGAAAGAAUCCAUGACGUCACAGCACAGCACAGAAUAAUGAUCCAUACAGAAGGGCCACUUACGUCGGAAGCUUUGAAGUUUCUGUCCUCGCGCAUGCCGCAUUACGCAUGUCGGCCGCCAUUUUCCUAGCCUGUCAAUGACAUUUUCUGGCCAAUAAACACGCUGUACUGGCUCAGCUGGCUCUUCCGCCUUCUGGCCAGUAAACUGCAUAUUUUUUGCAUAAAAAAACGAGGACGCGUUGCACCGCUGAGUGGCCCUUCUGUUACUGAUCUUUAUUCUGUGGUCACAGAAUGGUAAAAUAUUUUCAAACAUGGUAUUAAGGUAUUAAAAAGUCAUAAAGCUGACUGUUCAAAAUAAAUCAAAUAAUUUAAGUCUGUAUGCAUUCACUUCCAACCAAAGAAAGAUAAACGAAAUUUUGUAAGAGGACUUAUCCUACAGUUUAAGGAGUUCUUUCUGUCUGAACAUAUUUAAAUUUUGUUGAUACUUUUAAAAUUUAUGAUUCCCAAUUAAUAUUAAGAAUCCUUUUGAUAGACAGACUUGAUUACAAAUGUGUUAUAUAAGCCCUAGUAAUUCAUUAUUAAAACCUUCUGAUUGGCAUCCAGCCCAGUGCCUGGUUUCUGUCGAGUAAUCGCAGACAUUUUUUGCAAGCAGCUGGCAUGCCAAGGGCGCUAAUCCAACGGCUUCCCGAGUUUUCGCCGCUCAGUUGGUUGAACAUGUUUCGAAGCGAAUUUAAAAUCAAUUUUAUAUCAAAAGGACAAAGGUACGCAUUACUUUAAAAAUGGUUGUUUAUUACUAAUUCGCGUGUUGACUUUCAGGUUUCAUAAUUGUUCAAAAAAUAUAAACUAAUUUGCAUACGAAAUGUUUAUCAUUUAUAAAUCAAGACAAGUCUUAGGAUUAGACAUUUGGCGUAGGGUUCUGUGUAGAGGUCUACAGUGCUACACCGGAACUUUUUCCUGCUCUUUGUCAAGUUUGUUUCCUGUUUAAUUACCACAAAACAUUGGAUCACUCUGAACCAACUUUAAUUCUGGUCUAAUUUUACCACAGCGUGUCCCAUGCUAUUUUAGGUUCCACGUAUUACCGGGAAAGCAUGUUUCGAUCUUAGAACGCUGUAUCAUGCAUUUAUGCUAUUUGGUGGUCGUGGACUCGUGGUGGUCGACCAAUCAAUAAUGUGUUUUCUACAAUGACAUAUCAUAAAUAUAGUGAUAAAUUGACAGUUGAAAUACGAAAGGCUUAGCUAUAGGUCGUUUUAUUGCAUAUAAAAACGAAUUGUUAGUAUAGUACAAAGUAUAGUUUAUAUUGGUUCACAAAUUUUCCUAAAACCAAAAAUAUUGUGUGAGGUUGUGAAAUAUAAGUAGAUUGCGUGAGGAUAGUUAAAAAUUCCUAUAUCAUUGAGGAUAGCGACAUACAUUCCUGUAGAAUCUAAACCACGAGGACGUUCGUGUCAUAUUUCACUACACCAACCAAUCAACCAAUCUCAGUACGGUACCCUUAUUACCCUACUUACCAAAUUCAUGGAAGCUUAGGUGCAAGCUGUUGACCGAGGUGGCCUGGGAACUAGUGGUGGUGCUUGGAUUAAGGAAAGAUCCGUGCAAGUGGACAAUCUUGAACUGCCAACCAAAGGAGAUGCUGAAAUUUCAGUUAUAAUAACUUAAUUAAUUGAAAUAUGCAAAAAUCACGAAUGAAUAACAAAUGUAUUGAGAUUUAUAUUUGCAUUGAAUAGGCCAUUUUAUGCUACUUCAAAAACGCUUGUUCGAUUUAAAACAUUGACAUAAAAUAUAUCCAUUAAUACCCGCAUCGUGAACCAUCCUAACCUGUCAAAAAUGUUUUGGAGUUUUUUCUUGUAUAUUUAUCUUUUUCAACUCAAAUUUCCUCUUGUAUAAUUUCCUUUCUUUUCGUUUUGAAAUGGUUUUCACUUUUUAAAUUAACUGUUGUCUAUGGCGUUUCUGGGCCAUGGUGAAUUUGAGUUUUAUUUUUAUUUUGAUUUGCGAUUGAUUUUACUUCUGUUUUGAUUUCGUUUUAAAAUAGUUUUCACUUUUAAUAAUUAAAUAUUUUUUAAAAAAAUAAAUAAAGAAAAUACUAUGACGGAUCUGGGCCACCAUACCCGGGCAUGACUGCAGAUUUAGCGUGUGCCAAGAUUAUAAUGCUAUUGCUGCUCAAACGAGAUAUUCCGUACACUGGAAACGUAGAGUACAUUUUACUUUGUCUUUGACUGAAGAAAAAAAGUAAAAAGUUUAGUUAGUUAGUUAGUUAGUUAGUUAGUUAGUUAGUUAGUUAGUUAGUUAGUUAGUUAGUUAGUUAGUUAGUUAGUUAGUUAGUUAGUUAGUUAGUUAGUUAGUUAGUUAGUUAGUUAGUUAGUUAGUUAGUUAGUUAGUUAGUUAGUUAGUUAGUUAGUUAGUUAGUUAGUUAGUUAGUUAGUUAGUUAGUUAGUUAGUUAGUUAGUUAGUUAGUUAGUUAGUUAGUUAGUUAGUUAGUUAGUUAGUUAGUUAGUUAGUUAGUUAGUUAGUUAGUUAGUUAGUUAGUUAGUUAGAGUCUUUAUUUCAAGAGGGUAUUAUGUAAUAGUACAAAAGUACUAAUAAACUUGUAGCCCUCAAUUUCAAUAAUACAACAAUUUCUAAAAUACGAGUACACAAAUUAAACUAUCAAUACAGUAUAUAUCUAUAUUUACAAAUUUACUUUAAAAUUAUGGUUCGGUAUAUAUGAAUACAAUUACAAAUGGCUAAGAGAUUGUUGGUGUGCAUGUAAAAUUUCUACAUAUUUAUUCUUAAAAAUACGGACAUUCAAAUGCCGUCUUAAGUUUAGUGGUAGACUGUUCUAAAGUUUAAUUGUGGUUACACUAAAAGUUCUACCACCUUCAGUUUCCCUUUUAUACUUUGGACAGAUGAAGUUAACUUCGGCGUAUCUUGUAUUUCUGCAAUGUUGCUCACGAUUUAAUAUUAAUGUUUCACGUAAAAAGGAGCAGUCUCGCCAUUUAUGCUCUUAAAAGCAAAUACAGCUUUAUUUACUUUACUUUCUUCAUAAAAUGGGAGCCAUUUCAACCGGUUAAAGAGGUGGAUUGUCGAUGACAUGUAAGGAGCGUCUAAAAUAACUCUCGCAGCCCUCUUUUGCAACUUAAACACCAUAUCCAGGUAGUCUUUUCGAUAGUUUGUCCACACAGCACUCGAAUACAUUUAAUACAAUGACAUGAUUGUAAUAAAGAAGUCUUUGAUGCAUAGGCAAGCAGCCCUUUAUACGUUUCAAGGUUCCAAUACGUUUUGCUAGUUUUUUUACAAAUAGCAUGGAAAUGUUCAUUAAAAGUCAGUUCUUCGUAAAAAAACAGUUUCGCGCUUGAAACUUGUUCAUAUUGUAAGUUCAAUGCUUUUGUCUCCAUUUUUGCAGAUAGACGUUUUCCUGUAAUUAACAUAGCUUUUGUCUUUUUCUGAUUCAAAGUCAGUUUUCUGAUUCUGUUUACAAGAUAAGAAAGUGCCAAAACGACCAAACGUUUCAGACAUAGAAAACGAAUCUUUGCAUUGUUUCCACAAUUUGGAACGUUUUUGCUUCCUGACGUCGUUUUCAUGCGUUUUCGUGUAAACAGAAC
This is a messenger RNA of Paramuricea clavata, 10645 nucleotides long. The record is from the annotation of a GenBank genome assembly. Lineage: Eukaryota; Metazoa; Cnidaria; Anthozoa; Malacalcyonacea; Plexauridae.